UCGUAAUCAGGAUAUUGGAUAUUGGAUACUGGUUUAUCGCAGAGAGGGUCUUAUAAAUUUGUACGUUAUAGUAUUUCGCUGAGAUGUCUGAUGAUGAUACCACUGAUGGGCCUCAUGUAUUGUCAGAGUCGGAAGCACAAGAUGUACAACAUUUACAGGAGAUAGCAGGAGGAAUAGGAUACGUUGAUGCUUUAAAGCUUUUGGAAGAAAGUUCUUGGAAUUUAGAGCGUGCUGUUCAUAAAUUAAUGGGAUUUGAAGAGUCGAGUGCUAGACAUCGGAGCAACAACUCGCGAGUGCCUUCUGUCCCUCACGUCGAAUUAGUUCCACCCAAUCAGCGAGUAUUAAGAGCACGAGAUAGUGCUCAUAGUUGGCUAUGGUCUACAGCUCUGUUGCUACUAGAGCCAUUUCGGGUAGGAUACAAUUUAUUUGCGGGAAUUUUCAGGUUUUUCGGUGAGUUUUGUUUCUCACGUCAUUUGUUAUUCGUUAUGUAUGAGGAAUUGAUCAUCGUGGUAAAGAAACAGAUGUAUUUUUUAAAAACAGAUUUUAAUUUCAAAAGCAUAAACAUGUUUUGUGUAGUGUAGUUUUAAGCCCUUAGGCUUCAUUUAUGAAUCUCCAUUGUGCACAACUAUGGCAAAAGCAAAGUUUGUGUUAAACUACUGAAUUCUAACAUGAAAACCGCCUGUUCCUCUUUCCUUUGGUCUGACCCACGAAGUCAAGUCACUGAUCCAAUAGGCGAUGUAAGGAAAUUCAUUCAACAUUUCAAGACAACUUAUGGACAUGCCAAUACUGGUAGUAAUUUGACUUCAGCUGACGAUCCCACUGUGAAUUCGUAUCCACCCUUCUUUGAGGGGACUUAUGCGGAUGCUGUUCAAGAGGCCAAACAAAGUUUACGAUUUCUGAUUGUUUACCUGCAUGCAGAUUCACAUGAAGAUACUCAUCGAUUUUGCAAGGAAACCCUACAAUGUGAAGAAGUUUUGCGAUUUCUUCGGAAUUCAGAUGAGCUGUUAUUUUGGGGUUGUAAUAUUGAAUCACCAGAAGGAUAUCGUGUAUCACGGACUCUUCGAGAGCACACGUAUCCAUUUAUGGGAGUCAUUGGCCUGACAAAUAUACCAAUUUCAGAAAAUGGGAUUUAUUCAGGAAGUACCACCCGAAUGGCCUUAUUAGGACGCAUAGAAGGUGCUCUAGAAUCUUCAGAAUUGGUUGGUCAGUUGAAUAGUAUAUUAAAUGAGCACCAAACAGCCAUAGUUAAUGCUCGAUUAGAUCGGAACGAGCGAGAGAUAAAUGCUCAACUGAGGCGUGAACAGGACUUAGCAUAUGAAGCUUCACUGGCGGAAGACCGUGCCAAAGUAGCUGCUCGGGAAGCUCAACAACGGAGUGCUGCUUUAGCAGCUGAACAGCUGGCUAGAGAAGCUAAGCGCAAAGAGGACCUACAAAAUGCCCACCAAAAACGUAAACUUGUUUGGCAGCGUCGUCUACCUCCACAACCCAAGUUUCAAGAGGGAUCUACUGUACAGCUAUCAUUCAAGAUGCCACAAGGUUCCAGGGUUUCCCGUGUUUUUAAUGUUAAUGAUUCUAUUAAGAUGCUGUACUAUUUUGUGCUGUCUCAAGAAGAUUCACCGACGGAGUUUGAGAUACAGUCCAAUUUUCCUAAACGUGUUUUGCCAUGUCAACCUUCCGAAGAGUCUGAUAUAGAAGACUACAUUGACAAUUCGGACCAUAAAGUGGAUUCUCUUGAAGAAUUCGAAGUAAUUACAGACUGGCGUUCUAAAAGUCAGGAUGAUCCACCGUCAUUUCUUGAAGUUGGCUUAACAAAAUCUGAAUUGUUGUUUGUUUUGAAUAAGAAUGCAUGAAGCUUUUCCAAAUCUCGACGCAAAGAUGUAAAGUUAUCCUCCGCCGAGUAACAACAGUUUCUCCGUAUCCCUUCGUGUUCAAAACUAACCACUACACUUCACCCGCGUAAUCAGGAUUUCUGUAAUGUAAACACAAGUUUUACUCCACUCCUCCCUGAAAGCUUUCGUUUACACUGAAUUCGUGUUGUUAUCCUUCCUCUGACUUUAUUGUCUUUAAUAUAUUUAUAGUGUUUACCCUUAAGUGUGAACAUGCAAAACAUUCCUUUCAGACACAAAUGCACGUGUUUAGUUCCUUUCUUAAUAUUAGCUUUAAAGUCCCACUUGAAUCAAUCUCUUAUGGAAAAAGGGACUACCGCUGUUUAUUACUAAUCAUUGUGAUCACAUGUGUGUAAAGUCUUUCCCUUUUUUUGAAACAACUUUCACAAGUUUUAUGUAAAUCAAUUUGAGUAACACUAUUUUUGUUUUGUGAGUGGCGAAAUAACCAUUGUAUUUUCUUUGUGUACAGUGCAUGCACCGAGGAACUACUUAUAUUUUCAUGUUUUCUGAGGCAUUGUAAAUUGGCUUUUGUUUUAUUGGUUGUUUUAUUCAUUCGUUUUUUCUAGGUGGUUACUUCACAACGAGUUACCAGUUAAAAUACCUUGUUUGUAAUCGAAUAAUCUGUACCGCUUAUCAAAGCUGUCAGAACUGGAUACGGUGGUACUCUUUGGUAGAUGGUAAACAUUAUUUAAAUCGUUCAUAUUCACCAUUCAACUAGUUUUCAACUUUGUCCAUGCUUUAUAAUUGAGUCAAAAAAGACCUAAUUGUUUUUAUUCUCAGCUAUACAACAGCAUGAUUUAUGUACAUAAAAAUUCUCGAACAUUUGCGGGAAUAGUUCCGUCUUUUAGAUACGAUUCAAGGCUGCGUUUCUUGAGUCCUUAUUCUUGGUUGGAACGAUAGUGUGACUUCGAAAGAUGAAUGAUUAUCUCCUUUUCUUGCUUAGUGUAAAAAUCAAUUGAUAGAAAGCCCCAAAAAUUAGUCUUGCUUUCGCUAUCUCUCAAAAACACCGUUAAAAUAACAAUUAUUUCGACUACUUA
This is a messenger RNA of Trichobilharzia regenti, 2923 nucleotides long. The record is from the annotation of a GenBank genome assembly. Lineage: Eukaryota; Metazoa; Platyhelminthes; Trematoda; Strigeidida; Schistosomatidae.